Drosophila hydei is the source of this 953-nucleotide messenger RNA. RefSeq names its product pyridoxal phosphate phosphatase PHOSPHO2. The transcript has 2 exons. The record is from RefSeq and is a predicted model, not a curated record. Gene Ontology annotation, molecular function: phosphatase activity. The coding region runs from base 56 to 856 and encodes 266 amino acids. NCBI's taxonomy places the organism in Eukaryota, Metazoa, Arthropoda, Insecta, Diptera, Drosophilidae.
UUAUGUACAUAAAUACAUACAUAAAUAUAUAACAUAUUUUUCAAUACACAAAAGUAUGCUAUUUGGCUCUUUAAUACGUUCACCAACUCUCUGGCGAUGCUUUGGCAGCCGCAGCAAGCAUCGUGUGUUGGUCACAUUUGACUUCGACAAGACAAUCAUUGACGAGGACUCCUACGUAGCGCUUCUUCGCCUGCUGGCACCCGAGUACCACCGCAAGAAGCAGCUGCAGUCGCUAAUAAACGAUAGCCGCUGGUUAGAAUAUUUAGAGCGUGUGCUCCAUCUCUUGCAGAGGAAGCAACAUCUCUCGGCCGCACAAAUCGCGAAAUCGGUAAGAAAAUUGAAGCCGGUGCCAGGAAUAUUAAAUCUGCUGCGUCGCCUGGAACAUAAUAAAGUCGUGGACAUGUGCAUAUUGAGCGAUGCGAAUAGCUUUUUCAUUACGGAAUGGCUGGCAGCGUACGACUUGGAUUGCACCUUUCAAGCGGGCGUCUAUACAAAUCCUGUCUGCGUGCAUCCGGAGAGUCAGCAUUUGGUCGUAAUGCCAUACGAACACCAAACGCACUGCGACUAUUGUCCAGAAAAUCUGUGUAAAGGAGGCGUGAUGGAUAUGCUCAUCAUGUCGAAGAGUAAUGGAGACAAAACAUAUAGCAGCUUCAUUUACGUGGGUGACAGCUGCAAUGAUUUGUGUGCUAUACGGCGUUUGGGUACGUCGGAUAUUGCGUGCGUACGGUGGGGCGAGGAGCUGCACGACAACCUGUCGGUUUAUCGCAAAGAGCUUAAGUGCCAGCUAAUCCAUUGGCGGGAUGGUUACGAGCUGGAGGAGCAGCUCCUGGCCAUGCACCAUCAGUUGCAUUUGUAAAUGGAGAGAAAUUCUUGUUGACUCGGUACUGCUGGCGUCGCUGCUGCUGCUGCUGCUUGCGCUGGCAUAGCAGAGGUUGCUUGGUUUGGUCGGAUCA